Candidula unifasciata is the source of this 576-nucleotide messenger RNA. The record is from the annotation of a GenBank genome assembly. Lineage: Eukaryota; Metazoa; Mollusca; Gastropoda; Stylommatophora; Geomitridae.
AUGCCUCCCAAAAAGAAAGGCGGCGGAAAAAAAGGAAAGGGAAAAGGCAAGAAGGGAAAGAAAGGAAAGGGAAAGAAGGGGGUGGACGGAAAAGCACUGGUUCCUGUAGAAACAAUGUCAAAUCAGGAGCUGAUAGAGUAUAUAAAUGGUUUGCGAGAGGAGCUGGAGAGGGAACGAGAAGAGAGGAAUUAUUUUCAGCUAGAGCGGGAUAAAAUUAACACUUUUUGGGAGAUCACUAAGCGGCAGCUUGGGGAGAAAAAGACGGAAGUGAGAAACAGAGAGAGGGAACUGGAGAAUGCAGAAGCGAAACAUCAGAAUGAGAUUAAGGCGUACAAACAGAAGGUGAAGUACCUGCUGUACGAACACCAGAGCACCAUCGCCCAGAUUAAAGCAGAGAACAUCGUCAACAUGAAGACCAUUGAAGACCGGCUCACUCUGACAGAGCUGGAGUUUCGGAAGGAUAAACGAGCCCUGAAGCUUGAAGCUGCGAGGACAAGAAACGGCCCAUUCUCAUGUUGUACAGGAUCUGAAGAAGAAACACGAUGCACACGUUACAAAUCUUCACCUGGAACAUAA